This is a messenger RNA of Pipistrellus kuhlii (Kuhl's pipistrelle), 2811 nucleotides long. It is a transcript of the gene BMAL2, whose product is annotated as aryl hydrocarbon receptor nuclear translocator like 2. Gene Ontology annotation, cellular component: transcription regulator complex; cytoplasm; aryl hydrocarbon receptor complex. Gene Ontology annotation, biological process: regulation of transcription by RNA polymerase II. The record is from RefSeq and is a predicted model, not a curated record. The transcript has 16 exons. The coding region runs from base 139 to 1926 and encodes 595 amino acids. Gene Ontology annotation, molecular function: RNA polymerase II cis-regulatory region sequence-specific DNA binding; protein dimerization activity; DNA-binding transcription factor activity, RNA polymerase II-specific. NCBI's taxonomy places the organism in Eukaryota, Metazoa, Chordata, Mammalia, Chiroptera, Vespertilionidae.
GCGGCGGCGGCGGCACCUGGCGGAGCGCGCGCGCCCGGGUCUCCGUUCCAGGCCGCCACCUCGGCCGGCGCCGCGCGGGCUCCGGGCUCUGCAUGCGGCCGGCCUCGGGGCUGCGGAGCCCGUCCCGCGGCUCCUGCAAUGUCGGUGGUGGAGGAGGCUGCGGCGAGAGGUAAUGUAUGGAUAGAAGACAACCAGUUCAUUGCUCCGAUGGUUUCCAAUCAUAUGAGCACAUGGGCAAAACCAAUAACGGUUGGAUCCUUCAGCCCACACGUGAGAGAGUUCCCAAGAAAACGAAAAGAAAGUGAUUUGGAUCUAUCCCAAAUGGAAGAUGGUCAACAAGUAAAAAUGAAGCCCUUCAGCGAAGCUCACAGCAAAACUGAAAAGCGGAGGAGAGAUAAAAUGAACAACCUGAUUGAGGAACUGUCUGCGAUGAUUCCCCAGUGCAAGCCCUUGGCACGGAAGCUGGACAAGCUGACCGUUUUAAGAAUGGCCGUUCAGCACUUGAAGUCUCUGAAAGGUAUGACAAAUUCUUAUGCAGGAGAUAUUUACCGACCUUCAUUUAUUCAGGAUAAUGAGCUCAGACACCUAGUCCUUAAGACUGCAGAAGGCUUCCUGUUUGUGGUUGGUUGUGAAAGAGGAAAAAUUCUCUUCGUUUCUAAGUCAGUCUCCAAAAUACUUAAUUAUGAUCAGGCCAGUUUGACUGGACAGAGCUUAUUUGACUUCUUACAUCCAAAAGAUGUUGCCAAAGUAAAGGAACAGCUGUCUUCUGACAUUUCACCAAGAGAGAAGUUAAUAGAUGCCAAAACGGGUUUGCAGGUUCACAGUAAUUUCCAUAGCAGACGGACUCGCGUGUGCUCUGGCUCCAGACGGUCCUUUUUCUGUCGGAUAAAGAGCUGUAAAGUCUCAGUCAAAGAAGAGCACGAUGGCUCGCCAGACGCAACGAAGAAAGAUCAUAGGAAGUUCUGCACUGUCCACUGCACUGGGUACUUGAGAAGCUGGCCUACAAGUAUUAUUGGAAUGGAAGAAGAGAGGGACAAUAAGGAAGACAGCAGUUUCACUUGCCUUGUUGCCAUUGGGAGAUUAUAUCCACAUACCGUCCCACAGAACAGCGGCGAGGUUAAAGUGAAACCAACUGAAUUUAUAACCCGUUUUGCAGUGAAUGGGAAAAUUGUCUAUGUGGACCAAAGGGCAACAACAAUUUUAGGAUAUCUGCCUCAGGAACUUCUGGGAACUUCUUGUUAUGAGUAUUUUCAUCAAGAUGACCGUAAUAAUUUGACUAACAAGCACAAAGCAGUUCUACAGAGUAAAGAGAAAAUAUUUACAGAUUCAUACAAAUUCAGAGCAAAAGAUGGCUCUUUUGUAACUUUAAAAAGCCAGUGGUUUAGUUUCACAAAUCCUUGGACCAAAGAACUGGAAUAUAUUGUGUCUGUCAACACUUUAGUUUUGGGACACAGCGAUACCGGAGGAGCAUCGUCACUUCCUUACAGCUCUCAAUCGUUGGAAGAGUCCUGUGUCGGUGUGCCUGGACUGUGCACCGGCACGGUGCUUGGUGCCGGCAGUAUCGGCACAGAUAUUGCAAAUGAAGCUCUGGACUUACAAAGGUUACAGUUUUCUUCAUCCUUUGGUGACUCAAGUCCAACAGAUUCAGUGAAAGAUACUCAACCUAUAAACUGCAGGAAUGUGUCAAACAAGGAGUCAUAUCCACUAAAUCCGUACGAAAUGUGGGAGCUAGAAGCCACAAGGCAAAACCACAGCCCUGUUGCUCCCCCCAGUCACGAGCCACUCCUAGGCGGUGGUGCCCAGUUGGAUUUUGAUGCCCUGUGUGGCAAUGACGACACAGCCAUAGCUGCCUUCAUGAAUUACUUAGAAGUAGAGGGGGGCCUGGGAGACCCCGAAGGCUUCAGCGACAUCCCCUGGACCCUGUAGCAUUUGACUUUUAACUCCAAAAAUGAGGAAUGUUUUACAGUAUUUCCUUUACAAAGAACUGUAUGUUCCUCUGUACUGUAUUGAUACUCUUUUUAUCCUUUAUUCUUAUGAAGGUUCUACCAAUUUUUAUAGAUUUGCACCCACUUUCACAGGGGUCUGGGGAAAUGUGAUGUUUUUCUUCAAAUAGAACUGCUCAGAAUUUUCUACAGACCCCUUUACUCAGCGAACUGGUUUUAAACUCACUAGCUGCUAUUUUUUGCUAAACUAUUUCUGACCAAGAGUAUCAAUUAUACAUCUUGCUUUGGUUUUGUUUUUAUUUAUUUUUUAUGAAGUUUUUUUGAAUUUGAGAAAUUUAAUAUGUUGACAAUUUUUUUUGGUCUCAAGAUUCAUUUAAUUGACUUAUAAUAGUAGAUUUGUGUGAUUUGGAACAUUUCCAUUUCUUGUAUAUUUUCUUAAUCGAGGACAGGGCUUAUGUCUUUUUUAAGAAAACAGUGAGUACUUGAACACUUAAAGGGACAAUGCAAUUUAUAGUCAUGAUCACAGUGACUUCUAUGUUCAGUCUUUCAGACUUGGGCAAGCACAGAGCCAGGAUAUAUUUAUGCCCAGUUGAGCACUUUUAGGUGGAGGUUAAAUGAGAUGACUUUUAUUUAAAACUCAGAAAAACAAAAGUUUGCUUACAGAACAGGAAAGGUUCUGGGCCAUAGAUGUUGGUGAUUAAUUUUUGUAUGUUUAAUCUUAAUGUAACCACUCAAGAUAUACAGAUAGAACAGGUUUUCUAUGUUGAAAUGGUAUGUAGUAACCGAUUAUCUUAGAGGAAGAAACAGUCCCAGGCAGAUUAAAUGUUUUGUGUAAAGACAAUUAAAUUCAUAUGUUUUUUAAUGUGUA